AUGAUGGUCAGCGGUCUAGGAUCUGUGUUGGAGGGGUUUGGAGGUUCGAGCUCUGAACCUGAUCAGGCGUCGGUUGAUUCCAUAACGCUAUUCGUUACGCUACUCUGUGCUUGUAUUGUGAUUGGUCACCUACUUGAAGAAAAUCGAUGGAUCAACGAGUCGAUAAAUGCUCUUUUCAUAGGUUUGGGUACAGGAGUAAUAUUACUUUUGGCGUCUAAAGGAGGGAACUCACGAAUCCUGGUAUUCGAUGAAGAGCUCUUUUUUAUAUAUCUCCUGCCACCUAUUAUUUUUAAUGCUGGGUUCCAGGUGAAAAAGAAACAAUUUUUCAGGAAUUUCAUGAGUAUUACGUUGUUUGGUGCUGUUGGGACAAUGAUAUCCUUCAGCAUCAUAUCAUUUGGUGCAAAACUGUUAUUCGAGACUUUGGAUAUGGGUUAUCUAGAGCUUCGAGAUUAUCUUGCUAUUGGGGCUAUCUUUUCAGCUACAGAUUCUGUGUGCACUUUGCAGGUUCUUAAUCAGGAUGAGAUGCCUUUGCUCUACAGUUUAGUGUUUGGCGAAGGUGUGGUGAAUGACGCGACUUCUGUGGUGCUCUUUAAUGCAAUUCAGAAAUUCGGCCUUUCAGAUCCCGACUCGAAAAUUUUCUUGAAAUUUGUUGGCAAUUUCUUCUCUCUAUUCGUAGCCAGUACCCUUCUUGGGGUUUUGAUUGGAUUGCUUAGUGCCUACAUUAUCAAAAAGUUAUACUUUGGAAGGCAUUCAACCGAUCGUGAGGUCGGUUUAAUGAUUCUCAUGGCCUACCUUUCGUAUAUUUUAGCUCAGCUCUGUGACUUAAGUGGAAUUCUUGCUGUAUUUUUCUGUGGAAUUGUUAUGUCGCAUUACACCUGGCAUAAUGUCACAGAGAGUUCUAGAGUUACUACCAAGCAUGCUUUUGCUACAUUAUCAUUCAUUGCAGAGACAUUUAUCUUCCUUUAUGUUGGCAUGGAUGCAUUGGACCUUGAAAAAUGGGAGCUCGUGAGCAACAGCCCGGGGAAAUCUAUUGGUUCAAGUGCAGCUCUAUUUGGACUAGUCAUGGUUGGGAGAGCAUCGUUUAUUUUUCCCCUCUCCUUUUUGACAAACUUUGCUAAGAAGUCUAAGGGUGAAAAACUCGAUUUGAAACAGCAGGUUACAAUAUGGUGGGCUGGUCUUAUGCGAGGUGCUGUUUCGAUGGCGCUUGCUUACAAUCAGUUUGCGAAAUCUGGGCACACGAUGCAGCCGGGGAAUGCAAUCAUGAUUACAUGCACGAUCACUAUAGUACUUUUCAGCACGGUGCAGCGGAUCGCCGGCGACCGAGAAAUUCCUCCGGGAGGAGAUUUGAGCGCACCCAAGCCGCGACCUGGAGCCACAUAUUCUCUCUUCGUUCCAGUGUCGCGUCGUCCGUGA
Molecule: messenger RNA, 1413 nt
Organism: Striga hermonthica
Lineage: Eukaryota; Viridiplantae; Streptophyta; Magnoliopsida; Lamiales; Orobanchaceae
Source: the annotation of a GenBank genome assembly